AUGAUGAUCCGAACUCCAGUUCCGAAAAGGGCGAGGCCCAUCGAGCCUGCUCCUAUUAUCGAGAGCCCGCCCACCGGUUCCGAUCAUCACCGGCAGCUCGCUAUCUAUGAAGAUCCUCCCUCUGCCGAUCCUGCUCGCCGGGAGCCCUACCAUGAGCCCUUGCAACAGUCCGAGCACAUGCUCUGCACCUAUCAGUGCCGCCAAAUGGUUAAAGCAGAUUUUCUAGAUGCACUGAGCAAUGCAGAAAAGCAAGUUCAGGACUAUCAGUCUCAACUGGCUGAAUUGAGUGAUAACUUCAGGAAAGCUGACGAGGAGCGGAAGACAUUUAGGGAGAAGUUAUCAUACGCAGAGCAAGAACUUGCUGCUGCAAAAGGACGAGAGCAAGCAUUGCAUGAUCAACUACUGAAGGAGGUUAAUGACUCCCAUGAAAGGUUGAAAAAAGAAUUAGAAUCGUCUGCAAAACUUCAGACAAAGCUUGAAAAUGAACAGAACCUUCAUAAGAAAGCAGAAUCCACCGCAGCUGCUGCUGAAGAUAAAUCAAGAGAGUUGGAGGCAAAACUUGGGCAUAUUUCUCAAAGCAUAGAAAAGGAGAAGAAGCGACUCAAUAACGAACUUGUCCAUCUGAAACGGGAUUCCAAGUUUUCAAUUUCGAAGAUAACUGUGGAUCUUGAGAAAAUGGAAUUCAGAGCUCAAAGUUCCGAGAAAGAAGUUGAGCUGCUGAGGAAGCAGCAAGAGGAUCUGCAGUCCAAAUUUUCUGAGUGCUUUCACCAUAAGAGUGAAUUGGAGAAAAAGUUAACAAGCCUCUCAUUUGAAGAUGUUUCUCCAAAGGAGAGUGAUAUUUUGGUUAAGCAUCUACAAGAAGAGCUUCGCAAUUAUGAGUCGGAGGUUAGAGAGGCAAGAAAACUGAAAUCUGCUCAUGAAAACAUUGAAUUAAUAAAUGAAAAACUAUUGGAAGAAAAGAGCCGCAGGGAGAGAGCUGAGUUACAAUUGCCGAAGUUGCACGAAUAUGAGCUCAAGAUAAAUGAAUUGGAGGAUGAGUUAUCUGCUUGGAAGCUAAUGAUUCAGGAGAUCCCAGGUGUUUCGUGCCGUGAUGACAUACGUUUGCGAAUUUCAGCAUUACAGAAAGAGGUGAUUGAUAACUUGAAGAAGCUCGGUGAUGUGAAUGCCCAUUUGAAACAAAUGGAGGUGAUUUUGGACAAAACCCAACUUGACAAACAAAAAACUGAGACAGAAGCUGUAUUGGCUAAAGAGAAAGCUGACCGGUUGGAAGCAGAGGUUAAGAGGAUGAAUGUGAUGCUUUCUGCUGUUUCUGAAGAGCGGAAUGUGUUAAAAACUGCCAUUGAAGAUUUCAAAUCAAAGAAUGAACAAGCAGGGGGGAAUGCAAGUAGUAGUAUCAUGCAGGAGCUUGGAUCAUCUAUCUUGGAAAGAGAACCUUACAUUAAAGAACUGGAGGGCGAUUUAUUUGCGCAAAAGGAGAUCAAUACCCGUCAACGUGAUGAAAUAAAGUCACUUCAUGACAGACUAAAUAGUGAAGCUAGGAGAGUAAAAUCCUUGGAGAGGGAGAAUGACCGCCUUCGCUCAGAGAUUUUUCUGUUAGAGUCGAAGAUAGGUCAUGGUGACUUUUCUGCUGCCAAUACCAAAGUGCUAAGAAUGGUAAACACCCUUGCAGUAGGUAAUGAUGCCAAACAAACGAUUGAGGCUUUACAAAGUGAGCUUCAGAGGACAAAAGAGAAGUUGCAAGCACUUGAAGAGUAUAAGAGUCAGUCGGGUAAUUCUGGCAAGAUGGUAGACUCAUACAUGUCCGGCAAGGUGGCACAGUUAAAAGAACAAAUUGCAACACUGGAGAAACGAGAAGAACGAUACAAAACAGUAUUUGCAGAUAGAAUCUCGGUUUUUAGGAGGGCAUGCUGUGAACUUUUUGGCUACAAGAUUGUGAUGGAUGAACGCCAGCAUACAAAUGGAAUCCCAGUUACUCGGUUUACCCUUCAGUCCAUAUAUGCAAUGAAUGACAACGAAAAGCUUGAAUUUGAAUAUGAAUCAGGGAAUACAAACAUUGUGGAAAACAGCUACACCUCAACCUCAGAAAUUUCUCAGCAGGUUGACAUAUUUGUACGCAAGAUGAAUUCCAUCCCAGCUUUCACGGCGAACUUAACAGUGGAAUCUUUCAACAGACGAACCCUGUCUUAG
Messenger RNA from Linum trigynum, 2187 nucleotides. The record is from the annotation of a GenBank genome assembly. Lineage: Eukaryota; Viridiplantae; Streptophyta; Magnoliopsida; Malpighiales; Linaceae.